CUGAGGAGGGAGGGGGCAGAUUUCCCGCAGCAAGUAGCUGUUUAGAAGGCGGUAAGCAGGAGGUGAGACCUGGUCCUUUGACAUACGGGGGAGGAGAGACAGGGUGGGUGCAGCCGGUGAGGCGUUGUCACAGGGGCGUCUAGACCCCAGGGGUAGGUAGGUAGGUGACCGGUGCCGGGGAGCAGCGCAGGGGCGGCCGACACGUGUCUGUUCAGGGGACAGAGCCGUUUAGCCCGCCGGGGGAGCGGGCAGGGGCCGUCAGGACGCUGCAGGAGGCGGCUAGUAGAGGCGAGGUUAAGGGGCGCUGCCCACUCCAGCCGUCCUGGUCUGUCCCUCGGGCCCUUGAGGGGUCAGCGCUGCCCCCGCCGCCUCCGAGACCGGCUCGCACCGCACCCCAGCACACGCACCGUUCCGGGCUGUGCCACGGGGCGGGGGCGGGCAGCGGCGCUCGGGCGGGGAAACGUCGCCGCUGCUCCCCUUGCGGGGGGCUGGGCGCAGAGCGCGGGGGCGGCCGUUGCGGAGGCAGCUGGGGCAGGAGGAGGCAAGUGGCAAAGCAGCAGCAGCGUGAGGCGUCUCCAGAGCUGGGGCUCUCUGCUGCCGCUGCCGCGCUGAAUUCCUGUGCACAGAGCUCGGCUCAUCCUCCGCCGGGCUCCCGGGGGCGGGAGACGCGCCUGUCCCGCAGGUAUUUGUUUUCUUUUAGAGUUGAUAUUAUAUGCUGGGAUACUUGAUCCUUCUCAGUCCAGUGAGCCCCAAGAUGGAUGAAACAUACUGUAUGUCACGCAAAUACUGCUAUUUCAGCCUAAGGAGUGUAUUUUCAAAGCAGCACAAGGAUGGUGUUUUCAACAGCUAGGGAAGAACAAGGGCAAGACUGGUAUGAUGGAUGAAUCAGUAGAGGUAUCAAUUGAUGGGAACUCCCUUAUAAAAGCUGUCUAUCAAAGCAGACUUCGCCUCACAAGACUGUUGUUAGAAGGUGGAGCAUACGUUAAUGAGAGUAACGACCGAGGUGAAACACCUUUAAUGAUUGCUUGUAAGACACAGCAUGUGGACCAGCAGAGUGUUAGCAAAGCAAAAAUGGUUAAAUAUUUGCUGGAAAAUAAGGCAGAUCCAAAUAUACAGGACAAAUCUGGAAAGACAGCCUUGAUGCAUGCAUGCUUGGAAAAGGCUGGCCAUGAAGUGGUUUCUUUGUUGCUGAAAAAUGGAGCUGACCUAAGUCUGCAAGACCAUUCUGGUUACUCUGCACUUGUUUAUGCAGUAAACUCUGAAGACCGAGAGACCCUGAAAGUUCUCCUAAAUGCUUGUAAAGCAAAAGGAAAAGAAGUAAUCAUCAUUACAACAGACAAGUCUCCAUCUGGAAGGCAGACAACUAAACAGUAUUUAAAUGUGCCUCCUACUGACAUUGAGGAAUGCCAUUCUCCAACUGCCUGCACUUCCCCAUCAGAAAUAGAACUUAAAACAUCUCCACUUUCAAAUUCAUGUGAAACAGAAAAAACUCUUUUUAGCUUUAAAGAACCAGAUCAGCCUGGAAGCAUGAAAAAUAUAUCUGAGCCAGUCUCUCCUACUAGAAAACCAAAUUUAACACAUGUAGGACCCAAGCUGGCACAAGUGCAGCGUCUGCAUUCUGAGUCUUGGAUAAAAAGCUCUCUGUUCCAUCAGAAUAAAAUUUCCUCUUUACAAGAAGAACUUCAGGAUAUAACUCCAGAGGAAGAACUGUCUCUGAAAGUCAAUGGACUAGCCUUAUCUAAGAGAUAUAUUACUAGACACCAAAGCAUUGAUGUAAAAGACCCUGCUCAUUUGUUGAAAAUCUUUGAUGAAACUGGCUCAAAACGGUUGUCAUAUGAGGAGAUAAAUUCUCAGUCACCUUAUUCUGAGAGAAACCAUACCCAGAGUGAAAUUCCUGUAGAUCAGGAUUCAGAUUCAGUCCAAAUGAGAUUUGUUUCAACCCUGAGAAGUAUUGUUCAAAAAAGAAGUUUAGGGGCAAAUCACUACAGCUCUGAUUCUCAACUAACUACUAGUCUGAGUCCUGCUACCACAGAAGAUAGCAAAUCACUUCUAGGAAAGAAAAAGAUUCUCUCUCCUUCUCCCUCCUUGUUAUCAAGUUCCAGAGAAUUGCUAGAGAACAUGCCUCCUGGUCCACUGAACAGGAGAAACCAUGCUGUUUUAGAGAGAGGAGGGUCAGGAGCCAUAUCUUUAGAUCAUAUUGCCCAAACUAGGCCAGGUUUCCUUCCACCUUUAAAUAUGAAUCCUCAUCCUCCAAUUCCAGAUAUUAGUUUUAGCAACAAGAUUUCUGGAAUUGUUUCUUUGGGACAAAAAACCCUAAUUCCAACAGCACCUGCAUUUCCCAAAGAGUUCAAAAGUAACAAAAUGUUGGUAAGGAGGCAGUCAUUACAAACUGAACAGAUUAAGCAACUCGUGAAUUUUUAAUAGGGUACUAAAGUGUUAACAGAUUUAUACAACAUGUACAUACUUGCAGCUUUAUUCCUUUGGAAUAAAUAUACCCCAAAGCAGAGAGCCCACACAAGGUCUUCUGCACAACAAAGGCCCUUAACAUGGGACUCUUGGAUGGACUCUGGGAUGAGUUUCAUCUUAGAUUUAGCUAAUAAGUGUGUUCAUCUAAAUUUACUCUGCUGCUAUAAUCUGCAAAAUGACAAAUUAUAUUUUCACCAUAUUUUUCAUAAUAGAAAACUAAAACACUAUGGACAUGAUUCUCUGUGUCCCCAUACUUCGUGAGUCAUUGACACAAAACACUUAUAUUCUGAUUUGGUAGCAUUUUACACUCAGUUUGUACUCACUUUGCAUAGAUGUAAGUGACUACAGAAAGUGCAGGGCAAUGGAGAAUUAGACUAGAUGAUAGCUAUUCUCCUCUACCUAUAUUGAUGGAACUAUUAUCAGGAGCUGAUUAGUAGGAGUUACAAGCCCCUAAGGAGCAGAGAACAGGCUUAAUGUGGGAAAAUUAUACAAAAUAGCUACAAUUCUAAAGUAAAACAGACAUCAAAACUGAUAAAAAUAAUGUACAAUUCAUGUUUUUAUUAAGCAACAGCUUCAAUUUAAUUCAAUCAAUAACAGAGUAUUUCUGAAUUAUUGCUUUUAAAUAUUGCAUAUUAAAUAAUGGAGUAACUUAUUAAAGAAAUAGAUAACUGUUUCAUCAUGAGCUGGACUAAAAUGUCAUACUUUAAGAUUGCCAACAUGUAUGUUUCUUUCCCACUUAAAGUUCAGACUCUCCUUUUGUCUUUUUUUUUUUUUAAAUACAAAUUUUACGGAUA
Caretta caretta (loggerhead turtle) is the source of this 3260-nucleotide messenger RNA. It is a transcript of the gene ANKRD34B, whose product is annotated as ankyrin repeat domain 34B. Gene Ontology annotation, molecular function: protein binding. The record is from RefSeq and is a predicted model, not a curated record. Lineage: Eukaryota; Metazoa; Chordata; Testudines; Cheloniidae.